Otolemur garnettii (small-eared galago) is the source of this 1172-nucleotide messenger RNA. RefSeq names its product riboflavin kinase (gene RFK). The record is from RefSeq and is a predicted model, not a curated record. Gene Ontology annotation, biological process: riboflavin biosynthetic process; FMN biosynthetic process. Gene Ontology annotation, molecular function: riboflavin kinase activity. The coding region runs from base 294 to 782 and encodes 162 amino acids. Gene Ontology annotation, cellular component: mitochondrion. The transcript is spliced from 4 exons. NCBI's taxonomy places the organism in Eukaryota, Metazoa, Chordata, Mammalia, Primates, Galagidae.
UUGGUUCCUCGGCGCAGUCGGGCCGCCCCCCGCCCAUUCCCCGCCCACACCCGCAAUUACUUCUGCUGUUGCCUCUGCUCGCCGGCCGGAGACGCAGCCUCUGAGUUCCUGCGUGGCUUCUGUUGGGUCAGCGGCGUGAGGGACCCUCCGCGGCGUGUCAUCGGCGCCUUCUGGGCCCUGGUGCGCCCGCCCGGCCGGCCGGCAGCGCUCACGCCGGAGUCUCCCGGCUGGUCCGGGGUCCGGGCACCGCCUCAACGGCGGCUCCGCCGGACUCGCGGACCGGGCCGCAGCCCAUGCCCUGGGCGGACGGCGUCAUGAGGCACCUGCCGUAUUUCUGCCGGGGCCAAGUGGUGCGGGGCUUCGGCCGGGGCUCCAAGCAGCUGGGCAUCCCCACAGCUAACUUUCCUGAACAAGUAGUAGAUAAUCUCCCAGCUGAUGUAUCCACUGGCAUUUAUUAUGGGUGGGCCAGUGUUGGAAGUGGAGAUGUCCAUAAGAUGGUGGUGAGCAUAGGCUGGAACCCAUACUACAAGAAUACAAAAAAGUCCAUGGAAACUCAUAUCAUGCACACCUUUAAAGAAGACUUCUAUGGGGAAAUUCUCAAUGUGGCUAUUGUUGGCUACCUCAGACCAGAAAAGAACUUUGAUUCUUUAGAGUCACUUAUUUCAGCAAUUCAAGGUGAUAUUGAAGAAGCUAAGAAACGAUUAGAUCUACCAGAACACUUGAAACUCAAAGAAGACAGUUUCUUCCGGGUUCCUAAAGGCAAAAUAAUGAAUGGCCACUGAUGAAAUAUCAUCUUACUUAUUCAUUCACUGAUUUCUAAUAUUUCACUGUUUAUAACUGUCAGUGUCUCAUCUUAGUUGUAUUUUAAAAAUCCUUUUCCUUCCACUGUCAUUAGUUUCAGCAGUACAAUGUAGUUAGCAUAUUGUGCUUCACCUAUUAAAUUAAGCCCAUCAUGUAAUAGCACUACAAAGAUUCAUUUAAAAAUCAAGAUUUUUUUUUAUGUACUAUGUUGAUUAAAAUGUACCAUGGAAAAGGUAUUAAGUGUCUUAUGAUGGAAAUGUAGAUGAUACAAGUAUGGAUAAAAAGGCAAGCUACUAGUUUGAGAUUAGAACUGUAAUUUUCAUAGUAAAAUACCAGCAUGUGUGUACUUGUAUAGCAUAUACUGCUAAGCA